Molecule: messenger RNA, 1047 nt
Organism: Penicillium cosmopolitanum
Lineage: Eukaryota; Fungi; Ascomycota; Eurotiomycetes; Eurotiales; Aspergillaceae
Exons: 3
Coding region: 1-1047 (348 amino acids)
Molecular function (GO): hydrolase activity
Source: RefSeq, a predicted model, not a curated record
AUGCCUUUCCCAAUAGUCGACUCGCAUAUACACCUAUUCCCAGCAUCCCAUCUCCCGACACUAGCCUGGUACACCCUAGAUGGCCCCUUAAGCGCGCAGCACAGUGUGGACCAAUACCAACACGCGACAACCAGCGUCCCCGCCGCACCGAAUGCCAGCAAUGAGAAGUAUUUAAGGGGAUUCAUAUUCCUGGAAACAGAUCGCAUUUCCUCGACUGAAGAAUCAACAUCGGAAUCUUCUAAUGCUCCAGGCUGGAAACACGCUCUCGACGAAGUCUCUUUCCUAUCGCGCGUCGCGCAGGGAAAGCCCGUCAAGGGCGAAGGACACUUAGCCGCAGAUAAAGAUAUUUGUCUUGGAAUUGUCAAGGAGAGGACGGAGACCGCGGAUGUCUGGCGCAAGGUGUGCGGAGUGAGAUAUUUGGUUCAGGAUAAGCCUUCCGGGGUGAUGCUUGAACAAAGAUUUGUUGAUGGACUGUGCUGGUUGGGAAAACAGGGGCUUGCUUUUGACCUAGGGGUUGAUGCGAGACAAGGUGGACUCGGUCAAUUGCGAGAGGCAGUUCAGAUGAUGGAGAGGGUGUUCAGUGCCGCGAGGGAAAGUGGUGAGACGGCAGUAACUAUUGUGAUCAACCACCUUUGCAAGCCUAAUCUUCGGCUUGCAACCGACUCUCUUACUGCACACCCUGAGUAUCUGGAAUGGAAGGGCUUGGUUACCCGCAUGGCUCAAGCGAGUCCCGCGAAUUAUAUGAAGCUUUCUGGCGCGUUCUCUGAGAUUUUACCACUGUCGGAGGAGGAUGAGGUCGAUAUCGAUGGUCUGGCGAGCCAAAUUCAACCUUGGACAGAUGUCGUAUUCGACGCGUUUGGCCCCGACCGUGUGAUGUUUGGCUCUGACUGGCCCGUGGCUAACAUCGGGGGUGGCGGAAAUAAUGUCGCUUGGGGCCGGUGGAUCAGGGUUGUUGAAACCAUUCUAGACCGAAGAGGGCUGACGGAAGAAGCAAAGGAGGGAAUUUGGGGACAAGUAGCAAUCAAGGCUUAUGGUAUUCAGCUAUAA